Messenger RNA from Ceutorhynchus assimilis (cabbage seed weevil), 348 nucleotides. NCBI's taxonomy places the organism in Eukaryota, Metazoa, Arthropoda, Insecta, Coleoptera, Curculionidae. The record is from the annotation of a GenBank genome assembly.
AUGGCUGAUGAACCAUUGGAAGAAGAUAAUGUUGAUAUCGGCAUAUUACAUAUUAAGAGGGGUGCCCUUAAAGGGCGUUUAACUAGAUUAGGGAAAUAUUUAGUGGCGUUAGAUAUCAAUAAUUUAAAUAAUAAAAUUAUUGCACAAGUACGUGUUAGAUAUGAUCAAAUACAGCCUAUUUGGACUGAGUUCCUAGAGGUUCAAGCAGAUAUUGAAGAGUUGGAGAAAAAAUGCGACUCUGACGAACGUGAAAAAUUUGAAGAUUCAUAUUGCGAAUUGAAAACUGGCAAAAGGAUAAUUGUGGAAAUUUUUCAGAAAAAAGAGGAAAGAAAAAUUCUGGAAAAUUGA